This is a messenger RNA of Papilio machaon (common yellow swallowtail), 4235 nucleotides long. It is a transcript of the gene mus101, whose product is annotated as DNA topoisomerase 2-binding protein 1. The transcript is spliced from 25 exons. The record is from RefSeq and is a predicted model, not a curated record. Gene Ontology annotation, biological process: DNA replication initiation; mitotic DNA replication checkpoint signaling; mitotic G2 DNA damage checkpoint signaling. NCBI's taxonomy places the organism in Eukaryota, Metazoa, Arthropoda, Insecta, Lepidoptera, Papilionidae. The coding region runs from base 85 to 4086 and encodes 1333 amino acids.
AGGACAGAUGUAAACAAAAUCAUGAAUUGGUCUUAGCGCGCGAGUUAGAUUACAAUUAUAAAAAAGUAUUUUAUCAAGAAGAAAAUGAGCGAAGAAAUAAACGUAAGAUUUGUAAUACCAAAAGAAUGUGUUUCUGAGGAUGACUGCUGCGAAGAAAUGAAACUUGCUUUCACAGCAUGUGAACCACACAUUGGCGGAGGCUUACAAGCGAGAUGGGUACAUGAAAAGAAUUUUACUGAAUUUAAUAAUUUAACUAAGAAAGAUGUUUUUGUUUUAUCUCAAUUUGACGGAGAAAUAUUUCAGAAGCUUAAGGCAACAAAAUGUCUAUUAGUGGGACCACGGUGCUUGUCAUGCUCAUUAAUAGAAGGGACACCAAUACCACAAGGUCCGGGGCCUGUCUUCACAAUUGCUAUGAGAGGUCUCAUUGUAACCGCUAGUGGACUUACUAAGACAAAAAAGGAAAAUAUACAACAAAAAGUUCACUGGAUGGGUGGCAUUUAUAAGCCAGAAUUGACUGAAAAUACAACACAUCUUGUGGCAGAUAAUGUUAUUUCGGACAAGUAUAUUCAAUCAGUAAAGAAAGGUAUACCAAUAAUGAAGGAAAGCUGGAUAGAAGCGGUAUGGUCAGCUUCACUUAAAUACAAUGUUAAUGGAGCCUCAACGGAUUUUAAUGAGCAUCGCUUGCCACCUUUCUACAAUCUUAAUGUGACAACAUCUGGUCUUAGUAGGAAAGAAAAGCAUUUGAUUACGACACUGGUCAAUGAUAAUGGAGGGAUUUUCUCUGGUGCUUUUCAAAGUGAGACCACCGAUGUCGUGGUACUCACCAAAGACAGUGUGGGUAGUGAGAAGUACAAAGCUGCGCUGGAGUAUGGCAAAGCUUGUGUGGUGCCCGCUUGGGUGAAGGACUCAGCGGCACGGGGGGUAGCCUUGCCCAUGGCCAAGUACAAAGUGCUCGGAGCCUCUACCUCAUCACCUUUAGCUGAGCACCGUUUGCCUGAUAUGAGUCUUAAUUUCUCCAGGAUAACAAAUUCUAGACCGCCCAGUAACUUUGUUGAUGAAACUAGAUCUGUUGAUUUGACAACAUUAUCGGGCAGAGGAAAGUUGUCUCAAGAAAGUAAAAGAUUGAGUGAUGUCGACAGGGAGAUUAUUUCAGAAUUUGAGAAAUUCGACAUGAGUUGUUUAAAAAAGGCUGGACCUAUUUUUGAUGGUUUUUGUAUCUGGGUAAGUGGUCUGGAGGGGUUGUGUCGGGAGCGCGCCGCCGCAUGCGUGUCGCGUUGCGGCGGCGUGCGGUACGACUGUGCGGGCGAGCGCGUCACGCACGCGGCUGCGGGCACGCGCGCUGCGGCUGCGGCGGCUGCGCGUGCGCUGCCCGCUGUACCGGUGCUCAGUGCGCUCUGGUUACUGCGCAGUGCUGAAGCCGGGAGAGCGCUGCCGGAGACUGAGUUUUUAAUGGAAUCUGAUCCAUCAACGCCGGUGAAGUCGAGUGCGCGUAAGCCGCCAGCGGAGGCCGCGUCGCCAAUGAGCAAGCGCAACUUGCAGCUGCUGCGUCUGCGCCCGCCCACACCGGAGCCCUGCCUCACCGCGAUGUCGCAGCCCCCGGAGCACCCGGAACACCCGGACCAACAAGAUGACAUCGUCAAUCAUUACUUGAGCCAAAAUGUACCUGAAGCAGUGAGAGAGAAGACGCCAGAAAGGGUGUCCAAUGCAACUUUGCAGCCCGGAAUACCUGAUAUCACCGAAGAUCUGCCGGAAGAUCCUACUGAAGAGAUAGAACAGAUAUUCAGAGGAGUGAAGCUGGAGGUGCAGGGUCUGGAGGAGGAGGCGGUGUGUGAGGUGGGCGCGGAGGUGUCGGCGGCGGGGGGAGUGCUGUGCGCGGCGGGGGCGGGCGGCGCCUACGUCCUCGUGCCACUCGACUUUGACCCCGACGAUCUUGUUACCACUACCGCUGAGCCGGUCACCGUAUUUUGGGUGAAAGACUGCCUCUGCCAACAAGAGCUGUUACCACUACAGUACUACCACAGGCCGGUGCGGGCGACGUGGCGAGGUACCCCGCUGGCGGGAGUCGUGGCCAGCAUCAGCACCUACAGUGGUGUAGAGCGAGCCUUCCUUGAUGAGCUCGCAAAACUGCUCGGAGCAACUACGCAGUUACGUUUCUGUCGACGUACAACCGCGAAUGCGCUCGCAUCAACUCACCUGAUAUGUCCGAGUGCGGCGGGAGACAAGUACGCGGGCGCGGUGAAGUGGCAGCUGCCCGCCGUCACCGCGCACUGGCUGCUGGCCUGCGCACGCGCCGGUACACGUCUCAGUGAACGACCAUAUCUAGUGGGAGACACUAAAGCUCCGCCAACACCAGAGCAUUCUCCGAUCAAGGAUCAAACGGAGGCAGAAGUGACAGUGACUGAGACAGGGGCGGGGCCGGCAGGGGCGGGGACAGACAAGGAGAACGAGAUGCUGCCCCCUGCCGGCUGUGAUGUGCCGCGCAGAAACUCCCUGCACAACAGAGAGGACACGCCUAAAACUAGACUAAAUGAUGGUGAUGUGAUGUCUCCAGCCUCCAGGUACAUAGCGAUGGCAAGACAAGGUCUCCUUGGCUGCGACUCACAAGAGACGCCAAAACGAUUGCAGAAACUGAGAGACGAAGCCAAAACAGGUGAAGAUGUAGUUCGCACCCCACCAUUGGACGACGCGUUGUCUUCUCCCAACCUGGCAGCGCUGAGCCCCACCACACGGCGGAGACUCCGCGCUGUGAGAUGUGGAGAGAUGCCCUCAGACCCCAUACGCACCCCCACAGACCCCUUUGAGAAGAACCCGGCGACUCCGGACAGUGGGUUCGGUGCGGCGCUUCGCCCCGGCUCAGGUCGUCUCUCGCCUGACUCCAGGAAGAGGCUGUGGAAGGUGGUCAAUGACUUGCCUUCCAAACCACAUCCACCUGCUAAAGAACAUACUCCACUAUCGGAGAUUCGUAAUCGUUUCCUGGCGCAGUUCAACUCUCAGACGGAGACUCCGCCUGCAGAACAUAUCGCAGCUCCCAGGAAAUUAAGGCUACAGGAUCAACCUGAAACACCGCCACCGAAGAUGCCUAAGUUGUUUAACGAUCAGACAGCGAGCAGUAUAAGCGCUGCGGAGAACGAGGAGAGUGUGAAGAGUGAGAGCAGCACCACAAGCUGCGCCACAAGCUGCGCCACAAGCUGCGCAGGCGCAUCAGGCAACAGGACGCCGCUGCCGGCCGCAGUGGACGCGCAGCUGCAGCGCUUGACUGCUGCACUAAACAGUCGCAGCUCGCAGAAACCCAAGCGCUCCAGGGACUCAGUCACUGUCACUCCACCUGUAGGUGUGGCGGAGGCUGAGCUGGAGCCGCUGUCUCAGCCCAACACUGUGGGUUGGGAUGAUGGAGCCACGCCCCCCAUCUCUCACACACAGAACACACCCAUUAUCAAGAGAUUUAUGCUCUCAUCUAAUGUUGAUAAUCGCGAGGAGAUAGCGUCAAUGAUCCAGUAUUUGGGCGGUGAGGUGAGUGAGUGUAGCGAGAUGGACGCUCGGGCGACUCACCUGCUGUGUGCAGCUCCAGGUCGCAGUGAGAAGAUGCUGGGCUGUGUGGCGGCUGGACGCUGGGUGUUGCAUCCCGCAUACGUAGCCCGCAGCCGCGCUGCAGGAAGAUUUCUGCAGGAGGAGGAGUUCGAGUGGGGUAACCCGAUAGCGAGUUGCUUACCCGCGGUAUCAGAUGCAGAGCGUUCGUUAGCGGCUGCAGCUCACCGCUGGAGGUCACGUCGAGCUGCUGGUGGACCUGGACCCUUCUCCGGUAUGGUGGCAUUGCUCCAUGUCACUGAUGCCAGAAGACGACUGCUGGCACGACUCAUACAGGCCGGUGAUGGACUGGCACCAGAUGAUCAGCCUCCAUACAAAAACGAGGAGGUGAACGUAUGUUUUGCUGAUGUGAAGCGAUACCCGCUGAGUGGAAGAGAUGCUGCGUGGCUAACAUCACGCCGUGUACCAAUCUGCCCCCCAGUGCUGCUCAGUUCAUAUCUCACUGAUGAAACUCCGCCUAACCCACAUGAACACUGUCUACCUGAAUAUAAACCUAAAUAGUUAUACAUAAGGUAUACUUUUGAAUGUAAACACUGUAUAGUAUUUUUUAAACAUUUUAACAGCUCGAAACAUCGCCUUAUUUUAGUCGUUUUUCACUUCACAAUAUUUUCUUAUUAGAAAAGGAUGGGAAGGGGAAAUAUCCACUUUCU